AUGAAAGUUUAAACGAUUUAAAAAAUACAAAUUAAAUUCAAAAUCUAAUCCGAAUUUACUUGGAAAUAACUACUGAGAACAGAAUUUGCAGCUAAUGUGUAAGUAUGUUCUAGCAUAUUCCAGUGGAGUUUAUAUGCUAGACAUUUCAGGAAUGUUGUGGGUUGAGAGUGGAUUAAAAAUUUUAAUUUAUUAUUAUUUCAUAAUAUUUAAACUUUUAGAUGUAGACUUUUUAACACAAAGAUAUGCUUUAUUAAAUGAAGGAUUAUACUCACCUUUUAAGGAGCUAUGUGUGAAUGCUGAUCAGGAGUUGAUGAGUUAUUAUUGUUAAAUAAAUUAAUUUAUUAUUUUAGGUCCAUCCCUAGAAAAAAGAUAAUCUGUGAAACAUAUGGAAAUGGUAUUUUAAAAACAUAACAUUUCUUCAAAAAUUUUAUUAUAAAAUCUCAACAACAAAUAUGUAUUUUAUAUUUGAAAUUUAUUCUUUAAUACUAACAGAAAGACUAGAAAAAUUAAGGUUAACUUAUGAAAAAUAUAAUCUUAUAGAAUUAAGCCAAAAUAGAAAGCUAAUUAAAGGAUGGCAGAUAAUAAUAUUUAUUUUUGGUAGGUAAGAUUUGGGUUUGUGGUUAUUUUUUUCUAAUUUGAGGUUGGUGAGACUGAACUAGAAAGCUCAACAGCAAUCAGAGCGAGAAUCAAAGAGUGUGAGAUAAGGAUAGAAAGAUAAAGAAUUUGCUCACUUCUCAAGAGUUUGGGCUCUUUUUGACACAUUUAUUUAAUGCUUGCUUUAAAAGCUCAGUUGUUUACAAUACUCAAAUAGAAGAGAAAUAAUUUUCAAGAGGAAGUGA
Messenger RNA from Paramecium primaurelia, 839 nucleotides. The record is from the annotation of a GenBank genome assembly. NCBI's taxonomy places the organism in Eukaryota, Ciliophora, Oligohymenophorea, Peniculida, Parameciidae.